UUAACGAAAUAAUUUUGUUUUUGUUUUCCCAGUUUAGAAUGGUUCGUCGGCCGAUUUUCCUGGCACAGCAUUAAUAUUCCUGUUUUAUAUACGAAAUUUACAACCUGAGGACCAGGUAAAAUGUAUUCGAUUGUAGAUUUCUACGGGAAGCAAUCCAACAAUAGCUGUGGCUACUGCAAACGGCAUGUCAGCCAAUCUCAUGGCAUGUGGGCGCAUUCGAUGACCUGUCGAGACUACCAGGAUCUCAUCGAUCGCGGCUGGCGUCGGUCCGGGUGCUACUGCUACAAACCGGAAAUGAACAGUACCUGUUGCCCAUCGUAUACAAUCAAGUGUGAUGCCACCCAGUUCCGACUGAAUCGAUCGCACAAGAAGAUCAUCAAAAAAGUGAACCGAUUUCUUAAAGAUGGUCAUCGAGAAGACGGGGACGCAGAAAAACCGAACACUUCCGGAGGUAAUUCGGCAGAUGAGUUCACCGGUGGUGGAGAUUUAGAGAUGGGCGAGGUUGCCAGAAAUCCACGGAAACAAAUAUCAGUUCCGGCGGAAAUUGAAACAUUAAAGCGGAAAGAUGUUGCGUUCGAAGGACAGACGACGGAUGCUGUCGAUGGCCUUUGCCUGGCUAAGGGUGCAGAUACAAGUGGAAGUGCACCAGCCACUCCGAAUCAACGGCCUUCAGGCAAUGGUAGUUCAGAGACAUCGCUUCCUAAAAAAGCGAAAUUGAUGCGUAUUGAACGGAAAAAAGAAAAACUACUCCAGAAAGGUCUGAGCGCUGAAGAAGUCGAACAGCGUAUGCGUGCUGCCAAAGGAAAGAAUGUAGAAAAAACUCUGGAAGAUUUGUUGGAUGAAGCACCAAAAGCUGGCGAAGCAGCUGCUCAUCGUUUAGAGCUCAUUACCGUGUGCACCUCGAGCGCUGAGUUCAAAAACAGUCUUCAGAGUUCGUUUUCAUUGUACAAAAAGUACCAAACCGCGGUGCAUAACGACCCGCCCCGGGCUAUCGAAGAGUAUCAGGACUUCCUGGUGAAAUCACCGCUCAAGUACUCAAAGGGUUCACAGACUCCAAGCUGUGGAUUUGGGUCCUUCCAUCAGCAGUAUUGGCUAGACGACCGAUUGAUAGCCGUAGGAGUCAUCGAUAUCCUACCCAGCUCUGUCAGUUCGGUUUACUUUUUUUACGACCCGGAGUAUAGAUUCCUAGCUCUUGGAACCUACGGUUCGCUAAGAGAAGUGGCAUUCACCCGGAAGUUGUACCAGCAAACGCCGUCGAUCUCAAACUACUACAUGGGUUUCUACAUCCACUCGUGCCCAAAGAUGCGCUACAAAGCCAACCUUACCCCGUCUUACCUACUGUGCCCGGAAGUGUACAGCUGGCACCCGAUCACUGCUAACAUGCUCGCCAAACUGGACCGCAACAAGUAUUGCCGCCUGAACGAAGAUUCCGAUGCCCGGGAUGCCAACCGGGUCACCCGUUCGGAUCUCGCUAACGUGCUGAUUUUGCACGGUAGCACGUACAUGCGCUAUUCGGCCUAUCAGGAAUCAACCGAUCAAACGGAAGUCGACGAAAAUGUUUCGCUCUAUGCCCGCCUGGUUGGCAAGGUUUGUUCUGGUAGGAUGCUUCUUUACGAAGGUUAGUAACUUAUUUAAGAUAAUUUAACUAAGCCAAUUGCCUGCGAUUGGUUUCCGUACAUGGUUCUUUUCGUGAAAUUCAAUUGAACCGUUCAACGAUACAAAAAGUUUUUAAUCACUCGUUCCUUAAUUUGUUACUGCAAAU
This is a messenger RNA of Uranotaenia lowii, 1762 nucleotides long. RefSeq names its product arginyl-tRNA--protein transferase 1 (gene Ate1). Gene Ontology annotation, cellular component: cytoplasm. Gene Ontology annotation, biological process: protein arginylation. Gene Ontology annotation, molecular function: arginyl-tRNA--protein transferase activity. Bases 121 to 1623 code for a protein of 500 amino acids. The record is from RefSeq and is a predicted model, not a curated record. The transcript has 6 exons. NCBI's taxonomy places the organism in Eukaryota, Metazoa, Arthropoda, Insecta, Diptera, Culicidae.